Molecule: messenger RNA, 3694 nt
Organism: Achroia grisella
Lineage: Eukaryota; Metazoa; Arthropoda; Insecta; Lepidoptera; Pyralidae
Gene: pain
Product: transient receptor potential cation channel protein painless
Exons: 2
Coding region: 253-3126 (957 amino acids)
Biological process (GO): monoatomic ion transport; transmembrane transport
Cellular component (GO): membrane
Molecular function (GO): monoatomic ion channel activity; protein binding
Source: RefSeq, a predicted model, not a curated record
UACAUAUAUUAUUUGUGUCAUUAAUUUAGUUUAGCUUAGUCCGUCAGCAGCACAGGAUCAGCGAGCGGUUGGUUGCCACCUACACUGACGCACGGGCGCACCGCCUCACUACGAUAUUGAGUCCGAAUGGUGCGCCCGCGCAGCACAUUAACUUGAUGAGAACCAGUGACCAAGUGUCUGUGAACAGACUGUGAACAAAUUUCCGUGAUUGUUUGUUGUGUUAUUCAGACGGAUGCCAGUGUAGCGUGAGACAUGACUCGAGACAGUUACGAAAUGAAGGGCAAUCGGCUGUCGCGCGGUAGUUCCCUGUUUGGUAGCGAUCCUCAAGUACAAUUUAGAACAGCAUUGCGUACAAAUGAUAUUGUAACUUUUAAGAAAGUGAUCAACUAUGUUGACCUGGAAUAUGUUUAUGAAUAUCCUGAUUACAAAACUUGCCUUGAACUAGCUGUCUCCGAACCAAAUAAAUUAGAUUUUGUAAAGCUUCUAUUACAACACCAAGUUGAAGUUAAUAAACUUAAUGAAACGCAUGGAGCCGCUCCAAUUCAUUUUGCAGUUGAAAACGGCAACAUAGAAGCCCUGAAACUUCUUCUAGAAGAUGACAGAAUAGAUGUGAAUAUUAAAAGUAAAGCAAAUACUGCACUAUUACUAGCAAUUAAGAAAAUAGAAGACUUGGAAGAUGACCGUGAGCGCGAGUUAGAUACUUACGAAGAUAUGAUAGAACUUCUUCUUAAAGCUGGUUGCAAUGCAAAUUCGCCAGAUUUGAAAGGUAUGACACCAGUAUAUUCUGCAGCAAAACAAGGUCUUGAAAGAGUUAUAAACCUUAUUUUGGAUUAUUCAAAACAUUCUAUUGAUAUUGACAGCUAUACAGAUAGAAGAGGUAAAACAGCUCGAGGUAUUUUAAAAGAAGCGUUUCCAUUUAUGUUAGAUAAGUUUAAUUCUUCUGCCGAAGUAGUUGAAAUGAUUGAUAAUGACAAAUUAUUUUCGUUUCUCUCUAGACACGACGAAGAGAAAUUUAUUCGUGACUUCACAAAGCUUGCCAAUAAAAAUGAACAUCGAACUGCACUGACAGCCAAUAACGGAAUGCAUACUAUGUUACAAUUUGCCGCAGAAAAAGGGCUUGAUAAAGUGAUAGAAACGCUAUUGCAUUUUGGAGCUGAUCCCAAUGCCACUUGUCCGGGAAAUGCACAUCGACCGAUAGCUAUUGCUUGUAAAAAUGGAUUUCAUAAAAUACUUGAAAAAUUUUUAGAAAAUGACAACGUAUUAUUAGACACCUCAAAGAAUGAAUCACUUGUCCAGGUAAUCAUAAAAGGAAUUCGAACAUAUUCCGGAAACACUAAAGCAGAUCAUAAAAGAUGUUUGGAAUUGUUACUUAAUCAUCCAAAGAGUUGUACUGAUGUUAAUUAUCGUGAUGACAAAAAAAAUACAGCUUUGCAUUAUGCCGCUCGAAAUGGUGAUAAUGAUAUUGUAUUAGAACUAUUGCGCAAAGGAGCGUGUAUAGGAAUACGCAAUCUCUAUGAUGAACCACCAUUGGCCGACAUUCAUGCUAAAACACUAGAAAAAUACAUGGAUGAAUGUAUUACGACAAAUGACGAGCGUCCUAGUGAUGAUAACUACGAAAUAAAUAUGAAAUAUAGCUUCCUAGUAUAUCCUAAUAACAAUUCACUAGAGGGAGAACAAAGUAAACAACCUUUAAUGGAUAAAUCUAAUAACAAUUUUAAAGAAUAUGACACUAUUUUAGCUCCUGAAACGGAUGCUCUUUUAUAUAUGACACGAAGCGAAGAACUAAGACCGCUACUAAAACAUCCAGUAAUUACAAGUUUUCUGUAUUUGAAAUGGCAAAGAAUAAGUUCAUUAUUUUAUGCAAAUAUCACUUUUUAUUCUCUUUUAUGGUUAUGUCUCAUUCUUUACAUCAUAUUAGGAUAUGGCGUAGAACAUAAACUACCAGAAUCUAUUGAAGUAUUGAGUACUAUUACAUAUAUUGGAGCAAUCAUUGGAUUAAUGCUUUUAAUUGCGCGAGAGCUUUUCCAGUUUUUGGUUGCACCCGUAAAUUAUUUACAGAGCUUUGAGAAUUGGAUGGAAAUAGCAUUAAUAUUUGUUACUACUUUGAUCUUGUUUUACAAUUCUGCAUCUGAGUCAACAAAGCAACAGUUAUCAGCAGUAGCCAUCUUAUUAUCUUCUGCUGAAUUAGUUCUUCUGAUUGGUCAAUUUCCGACUUUAUCAACAAAUAUUGUAAUGUUGAGAACUGUUUCAUGGAACUUCUUUAAAUUUUUGCUGUGGUAUUGCAUAUUAAUAAUUGCUUUUGCGCUUUGUUUCUACACUUUAUUUAGACAAGAAAUAAAAGAUGAUCAAAAAGCUCCAAAUCUUAAUAGUAAUAAAUGUGGAAAAGAAGAAGAUGACGAAGAAGACUUUUUCGUAGACCCAGGAAGAUCAUUGUUCAAAACCAUCGUUAUGUUAACAGGAGAAUUUGAUGCGGGGUCAAUUAAGUUCAGCGCAUAUCCUGUAACAAGUCAUAUUAUAUUUAUUGUAUUUGUUUUUAUGAUACCUAUUGUAUUAUUUAACUUACUAAAUGGUUUAGCAGUUAGUGAUACACAAGCAAUUAGAGCUAACGCGGAAUUAGUUGGCCAUAUAUCACGGAUUAGAAUGAUAUCAUAUUUUGAAAGUGUUCUUAUAGGAAAUGCGAUCAGUUACACAAAACCAUGGCGGUGUUGGUCAUGUAUUUCAAGAUAUAUACAAAAUAUGCAUAUUAUAAAGCCUAAAAUGUUAAUUAUAAAACCUUUUACAAAACGAAUAACUCUUUUCCCACAUUUUUUGCCUAACUACAGUAUUGUCGUGAAACCAAAUCAAGACAACAAAAUAGAGAUACCAAAACCAGAGCCCCUGAGUAAGUUUGAUGAUUAUGAGGGAGAUAUUGAAUCUGGUGGAUGUUGUUUAGAUAGAUGUAGGAAUUAUAAAUUAGAUAGACAUAUUGUGAAGAGUGCUAAACUUGUAAUAAAUGCUGCAAAGGAUUCAGAAUUUGAUGAAAUAAAGAGCCUGCAAACGAAAUUAAGUCACUGUGAGACAAAAAUCGAUGACCUCCAAAAUCUAUUAGAAAAAGUAUUAGAUAGAUUACAAUCUCGUCCAUGUUAAUUUAAGAUUAAUUUUAUAACAUACCAAGUAAGAUAUUUUAUUGAAUUGAUAUUUUAAAAAAUAAACAUAAUUUAUCUAUAUACGACUUUUAAGUUGAAUGCCAUUACUUCUGACUAUGGCAAUGAUGCUAAGAUUAGUGAUAAUGUCUAAUAAUUCAAUUUAAAAUAAUUAUUUAGGUAGAUAAAUUUAUGUAAAGUGCAAAAGGGCUUAUGCUAUAACUAAAUUGAAUGUUGUGGUACUUUGAAAAUUAUGUUAAUAGAAAAUACUUAUCAAAAUUAUGAACUCCCCGACCAAACAACUAAGUCGAAAAUUACAUCUGAUUACUUCAUGUUACAUGAAAUAUUAGUACUAACUACGCAUUGUUCUCAAUAAAAUAUUAAGGUGAGCUCUAUUUCCCUUAGUUACUCUACUUAAUAUAUAUAAUACGUUUCUAAGUGCAUAAAAUUACUCGAAUGCUUACUCCACUUGUAUUAAUACGUUUUUUUUACUAUUUAAGAUUGUAAUAAGUAAGAAAGUAUCAUUUUUAUUACUAUUAAGUAUAUACAAUUAAAAUAGUUGUAUUUUAGAG